GGGCAUUAUUCUCGAGCAGUGCUGUUUCUGCAUGUGAACAGAAAGCAUCUCUGGUGUUUUCAUGAUACGUCGGAUGUCAGUCGAGUUUUUUGUGGUUCUUAUUCUCAUUUCAUGUUCAUGCUGCUGACCUGCUUUCAUGUUGUAACUUGUGUGCGUUACUUCAAAGCAACUUUAAGAGCGGUAAGUCUACUGUUUACAUUUUUUUGAAACAAUUAUUUUCCAGUUUGAGAUCUUGUGUGUUAGAUAAUGCAUUGUACAGUAUCUUGUUACAUUUGUAAAAAUCAUUGCUUACUUGAAUAAUGUCUUGUAGACUUAAGCUUCUACAGGAAGACAGCAUAUAAUAUUUUGUCAUAGGCUAUCAACAGAUAGCUCUGAAACCUAUUCAUAUAUGCAUGACCACACAGGAACCUAGGUAUCUCUGCUAGACUUCAAGAGCUUUAACCAUCACCACGAGCGAGCGAGGAAGACUCGUGCGCUCUCAUUUAAAGACUCCAGCUGCUGUUUUCAUUGAAGUUGGAUCUAUCGUUUAUCAAUUAGUCUUUUUCUUCUUGCUCAGACUAAUUUUGUUCUGAAGGAGGUUUAUUAUUCAAGACCCACUCUGUGCCCAGCUUUGGCAUGGAUCGACGGUGCACUAUAAUAGUUGUUCUUUUAUUCACUGGAGCUUUGACCAGCAGUACAAGUCCAGAGGAACUCCAAGUCAAUUUAGAGCCAAAGUACAUUAAAGUCUGUGAAGGAGACUCAGUCACAUUCAACUGCACUUUUCAGCCCGGUGGAAGUUAUAAACUGAAGUGGUACUACAGUCCUACUGAUUUAGACUGCAACUCUGGAACAAAAAGAUUGCUUGAAAAAUCACAUUAUAAUACAGAAAACUUGUCAAUCUUCACCAUUAAUUCCAUCAAACUCAAUGAGAGUGGAUGGUACUUCUGCAAGGUUACGAGAGAUAUUCCUGUUCUCAUAGAAGAAUGCAGUAGUGGAACACAAGUUCUGGUCGAUGCCAAAAACACCACUGGAAAUACAGCACAGCCACGGAUGCAGAAAACUACGCAAAAUCUAACGACACAAGAUCCCCCAACAACUUGCUCGAUCAUUGCCACAACAAUCCCAACAACAACCAUCCCUCCACCGCCCAACGACGUUCCGUGGUGGAUAUGGCUAGCGUUGGCAGCUGGAUGCGUCGUGCUACUUGUGUCAAUUGUUGUCGUAUGGAUCUUGACUCGCAAACCUGAAGAGAACAUCUAUGAGAACACCAAACCAGUGGAAUCGAGCUGCUGGAGGCGAAACCAGACCAAAGUGGACAUCUGCGACGUGCAGUCCAAAAAAACUGAUACCAUUAAACCGCUGAGGAAGUACGACACUCUUUCAAGCAACAGAAUCCGUAGGCCAUAAGUAUUACAUAUGACAGAAAUAUCCCCUGAAAACACAUUAAAUAUCUGAUUUCAAAUGCCUUACCAUGGACACAAAUUUAAUUUUGUAAUGUAGCAUUUCCCCGAGAUGGGAAGAUGUAAAUAUUUCUUUUUUUCUUUCUUUCUUUCAUUUUUUGUCAGAAAGAGAUACACGAGAAACCCUGAUAUUUUUCCUUUAAUGACUUUCAGUUGUAUCAUACUGAAACAUUCUGUGGUUACAAAUACAUGUGAAAAACAACGAAAAAAAGAAAAAUAUGCUACGCUCCUUUUCCACUCGCAAUUAAUAAAGCAUAUUAUUGUGACUGUACAAGUAGGUCUAUGGCAUUUCAGAACCAACAUAAAGAUGAAUCGACCAUGAUUAGAAAACAAACCACAUAGCCUACUGUGAGAGUGGCAAAUGGGAGAAGAAAAUAAGGAAUUGAGCUGUUUCAUACAUAUGAAUCAUUAAUUCUUAUGUAGUCAUUAAAGGAACUGAGAAUUUUCUUUGAACACCCGUUUCUACAUAACUCUUACUCUUACUUGGGUUAGAUGCCAUAUUGAAUUUAACACAUGUUAAAUGUGAAGGACAGACUAACAGUCUUUGCAAUGGCAUGCACUGUAUAUAUCAAAACUCAUAAUAACUUAAAACACUGUUCUAUGGUGUUUUUGUCUACUGAAGCUUUUGGAACAAUGAUGUUGUUAAACAAGAAUACAAUCGAUUGAACACUCUGUACUUCUAUCCCUCACAGCCUCGUUUCAUUCAGACCAAAAAUUAAAUAACGUUACUCGGCUUUAUAACCUACCUCAAAUCUUGAAAAUAACUUAAAUGAACACUCCACUAUUUUUGAAAAUAGGCUCAUUUUCCAACUUCACUAGAGUUAAACAGUUGAGUUUUACCGUUUUCUAAUCAUUCGGCCGAUCUCUGGGUCUGGCGUUAACACUUUUAGCUUAGCUUAGCAUAGAUAAUUGAAUCUGAUUAGAUCGUAAGCAUCUCGCUCAAAAAUGACCAAAGAGUUUUGAUAUUUUUCCUAUUUAAGUCAAGUCAAGUCAAGUCACCUUUAUUUAUAUAGCGCUUUAAACAAAAUACAUUGCGUCAAAGCAACUGAACAACAUUCAUUAGGAAAACAGUGUGUCAAUAAUGCAAAAUGACAGUUAAAGACAGUUCAUCAUUGAAUUCAGUGAUGUCAUCUCUGUUCAGUUUAAAUAGUGUCUGUUUUAAUUUGCAAUCAAGUCAAUGAUAUCGCUGUAGAUGAAGUGACCCCAACUAAGCAAGCCAGAGGCGACAGCGGCAAGGAACCGAAACUCCAUCGGUGGCAGAAAGGAGGAAAAAACCUUGGGAGAAACCAGGCUCAGUUGGGGGGCCAGUUCUCCUCUGACCAGACGAAACCAGUAGUUCAAUUCCAGGCUGCAGCAAAGUCAGAUUGUGCAGAAGAUUCAUCUGUUUCCUGUGGUCUUGUCCUGGUGGUCUUCUGAGACAAGGUCUUUAUAGGGG
Molecule: messenger RNA, 2874 nt
Organism: Carassius gibelio (silver crucian carp)
Lineage: Eukaryota; Metazoa; Chordata; Actinopteri; Cypriniformes; Cyprinidae
Exons: 5
Coding region: 616-1386 (256 amino acids)
Source: RefSeq, a predicted model, not a curated record